This is a messenger RNA of Girardinichthys multiradiatus, 4294 nucleotides long. RefSeq names its product ADAM metallopeptidase with thrombospondin type 1 motif, 18 (gene adamts18). The transcript is spliced from 24 exons. Gene Ontology annotation, biological process: proteolysis; extracellular matrix organization. Gene Ontology annotation, molecular function: metalloendopeptidase activity. Lineage: Eukaryota; Metazoa; Chordata; Actinopteri; Cyprinodontiformes; Goodeidae. Bases 269 to 4021 code for a protein of 1250 amino acids. Gene Ontology annotation, cellular component: extracellular matrix. The record is from RefSeq and is a predicted model, not a curated record.
UCUCAGUCAGCGUUUCUCCCAGUGAUAACCCGCUCUGCUACGCUCCACUCCUUAUCAAAACACACUCACUCCAAACACACGCACACACACACUCUCAUGAGCGCUCCCGACCGGCCGCUGCAGCCAGCUGACUUCACCUGAACGCCUGGAGCGGCGGAACAGAACCACCAAACAAUGCGAGUUAGCUGCACUAUGCGCGGCCGCAGGUUGUUGUUUUUUCGCUCUUUUCGGAGGUAACCUCGGAGGUGUCAGCUUGCAUGCCAUCAUUAUGGACUGCCUUUUUCUAUUGAUAUGGACUUUACCCAUCCCGCUGGUCGGUUGCACCCCAGUCAAGCUUCUCUCCACCUUCUUGACUUGGAACAUCGUUAAGAAUCUGCACAUUUAUUGCACACACACCUCCCGCUCUGUUACGGCCAGUCAUUCUUCCAGCCAUAGCCACGGAUUAAAUUAUGAUUACGUGUUUGUAACGCCAGUGGAGGUGGACUCAGAUGGCACAUACCUGACGCACGACGUGACCAGGAGUAGCCGUCGCAGCAGGAGGUCCCUGUCUCCUUCCUUGCACUAUCAGCUCUCUGCCUUCGGGCACGACAUGCACCUGGACCUGCUUCCGUCCUCUGUCGUUGGCUCAGGGUUCACCGUGCAGACGGUCAGCUCGGAUGGCAUCUCCACGGUGAUGGGCAAUGAGGGGUUUCACCACUGCCUGUAUCAAGGAUUUAUUCGCAAUGUGUCAGCCUCCUUGGCCGCCAUAUCAACAUGUUCCGGACUGGCAGGUCUGAUCCGUGUUUCAAACAAGGAGUAUCUCAUAGCUCCGCUACCUCAACACCUGGCCAAUCAGCACAACUACAGCACCCCUGAUGGUCAUCAACCACAUGUGGUCUACAAGCGCUCAGCAGAGCACAUUGUUCAUGGAAGACUGAGCAGCCCAGUGAACACUGGUUCUUCUUCAUCUGAGAAUCCCUAUCUCUCCCAUCAUCAUCAUCAACCACAAAGACACCACCUUUACCAACAUGGAAAGUUGCAGCGGCAACAUUUCUGCGGGAGCCGCAAGCAAUAUGCUCCCAAGCCUCCUACUGGGGACCAGUUCAUCUUGUCUGAUGAGUUUGCUGUGCCUGAAGUGGAAGAGCCAGGGCGGGCAAGGAGAUCACCCAUCAACUCCAACAGGGUGGGAGGUUUGAAUGUGGAGACCUUAGUGGUGGCAGACAGGAAGAUGCUGGAGAAACAUGGCAGGGAGAACGUUACCACCUACGUCCUCACUGUCAUGAAUAUGGUUUCCAGUCUUUUCAAAGAUGGCACCAUUGGGACUGACAUCAACAUCGUGGUGGUUAGCUUGCUGCUGCUGGAACAGGACCCUCUGGGCUUGAAUAUAAAUCACCAUGCUGACCAGUCCCUCAACAGUUUCUGUCAGUGGCAGUCAGGUCUGUUGGGAAAAGGAGGCAAACGGCAUGACCAUGCUAUUCUUCUCACUGGACUUGACAUUUGCUCCUGGAAGAACGAGCCCUGUGACACCCUGGGUUUCGCCCCUAUCAGUGGCAUGUGUAGUAAGUACAGGAGCUGUACCAUCAAUGAGGAUACAGGGCUGGGCCUGGCUUUCACCAUUGCUCACGAGUCUGGACACAAUUUUGGGAUGAUCCAUGAUGGGGAAGGCAAUCCUUGUCGUAAGACAGAAGGCAACAUCAUGUCACCCACUUUGGCUGGCAAUAAUGGAGUCUUCUCCUGGUCCACCUGCAGUCGGCAAUAUCUCAGCCGCUUCCUUGGAACAGCCCAGGCUUCCUGUCUUGGUGACGAACCCAAGCAGAUCGGUCAGUAUAAGUAUCCCGAACAGCUUCCCGGGCAGCUGUAUGAUGCAGACACGCAGUGCAAAUGGCAGUUUGGAUCCAAGGCCAAAAUGUGUGGCCUCGAUUUUGUCAAGGACAUCUGCAAGUCUCUUUGGUGUCACAGAGUGGGACAUCGAUGUGAGACCAAGUUCAUGCCUGCUGCAGAGGGGACCACUUGUGGUCCAGACAUGUGGUGUCGAAGGGGUCAGUGUGUGAAAUAUGGGGAGCAUGGUCCUAGGGCCAUCCACGGCCAGUGGUCAGCCUGGUCCCAGUGGUCUGACUGCUCCAGAAGCUGUGGAGGAGGGGUCAUGUACAGGGAGCGAUCCUGCAACAACCCGAGGCCCCAGAACAAUGGUAAAUUUUGCCCAGGCUCAAGUCGCCUCAACCAGCUGUGUAACACCCGGCCCUGCCCUUUCAAUGCCUUGGACUUCCGGGCCCAACAGUGUGCUGAGUACAACAGCAAACCCUUUAGAGGCUGGUACUACAAGUGGAAGCCUUACACCAAAGUGGAUGAGGAGGACAUCUGUAAACUGUACUGCAUUGCAGAAGACUUUGACUUUUUUUUUGCCAUGUCCAGCAAGGUGAAAGAUGGCACCUCCUGCUCUGACAAUAAAGAAGGUGUCUGCAUUGAUGGUGUGUGUGAGGCUGUGGGUUGUGACCGGAUUUUGAGCUCCAAGGCCUCCAUGGAUGCCUGUGGGGUCUGUAAGGGAGACAACUCCACUUGCAAGUUUUUUAAGGGCCAGUACACCCUUCAGCACCAGGCUAAUGAGUAUUACUCUAUGGUGACGGUUCCAGCUGGAGCUAGAAGCAUUCACGUCCAGGAAAUGGUGGUGUCCACCAGCUACUUGGCUGUCCGUUCUCUGAAGAAAAAGUACUACCUGACUGGGGACUGGACUGUGGACUGGCCAGGGAGGUUCUACUUUGGUGGGACUGUGUUUGACUACCAGCGCUCAUUCAACAAGCCAGAGAGCCUGUACGCCUCUGGCCCUACUAAUGAGACUCUGGUGUUUGACAUUCUUCUUCAGGGAAAGAACCCAGGUGUGGUUUGGGAGUACACUCUGCCCCGCACAGAGAGAAAACCUGAGUACAGCUGGGCUGUGGUGAGCUCGGACUGCUCGGCUCCGUGUGCUGGAGGUCGCAUCUCCACCAAGGCCAUCUGUCUGCAGGAACACCGGACCCAGGUCAAUUCCAGCAUGUGUAAUCUCCACACCAGGCCGACACUGGGCUCCCAUCUGUGCAACACGCAGCCCUGUCCGGCAUACUGGGCCACAGGAGACUGGGGGCCCUGCAGCCGCUCAUGUGGAGGAGGUCAGCAGACCAGGACACUGCGCUGCAUGAGGAAGGUGACGUACCAGAGGGAAGAGAUGGUGGCGCACUCUCUCUGUCCCGUUGUCUCUCCAGCCCAAAUCCAGCCGUGCCACACCCAGGCCUGCCCACCAGAGUGGAGCACAGGAUCGUGGUCACAGUGCUCCAAAUCCUGCGGCCGUGGAUUGAGGAAACGGACCGUGUUCUGCCGCAGCACUGAUCCCGGGGCCAGCGCAGUGGUGGUGCCCGACAGCAUGUGCAAACAGCACCACAGGCCAAAAGCCCAGGAGACGUGUGUCCUGAGGCGCUGCCCCAAGAACGAAAAACUGCAGUGGAUCCCUGCUCCCUGGGGAGAGUGCUCCAGAUCCUGUGGCUCAGGCAUCCAAAGAAGAGAGCUUCGCUGUGGGGAGAGAAACUCACAGGGAGGGUUUGUGGAGUACCCUGUACGGCGGUGCAGAAAUAUGGCCAAACCUUUAGUGGAUCUUCAGCAAGUCUGCAGUCAAGCUCCAUGCCUAGAGCUCCCCCGGGUGGUCCCUGGUAGAACAACCACCAGCUUUGCUGGGUCAGGCUGGUACCCUUCUUCCUGGCAGCAGUGCUCUGUAUCCUGUGGGGGAGGGGUUCAGAUUCGAACCAUCCAGUGUCUACAGCAAAGUCACGCCUCAACUGGAUGCCCAGCCCACCUGAGGCCCAUCACUUCUAGGGCAUGCAACACAAACUUCUGCCCUGCAGCUCCCCCGGCUCUGGCACCACACAACCGUGUUCUAGCUGCUGGACCAACUCUGAAAGAUGAACGUUGCAUCGAUCACUUCAACUGGUGCCACUUGGUCCCCCAGCACGGCGUCUGUAAUCACAGGUUCUAUGGACAGCAAUGCUGCAAGUCCUGCUCCAGCAAAAAGCCAUAGAUCUCUUACUGCCCUCAGUCUGUGCCGUGCAGCUUCUGAAGGAGGCCCCCGCCACAUAAGCCAAUUGGGAGCCAUCGCUCACUACACACAGAACUAUGGCCAAAGUUGUGUGUUUUCCUCCUGGAGUACUUCGCUGAUGCAAGCCGUGCAGAAGUACAAGAGACAUUGCAUGGACUCUGUCACAGUCUCAGUUACAGAGGGGAAUGGGAAUGUAGCUCCUGGUGCUCCUCUGCCAAAGCAAUGUCAACCGAGCAGUGACUUCACACACACACA